UACUCGGUCUCUUUUUGUACGUCUUCAUCUAAGCGCGCUACAACAAGGAACGAGUCGAGGGUUUUUACCCUUUUUUUCAAAGUUUAACCGGACAAGUCGCCAAAAUUCCACCUUUCAAGGAUUUCGAUAUCCCUSCCCUUUUCCCUACCGGACUGGACCUGAAGUUUGAGCAAGAAUCAUUCAAUCUGGCUCCAAUAUGCAACAACGAUGCAAUGGACGUGCUCGAGGAUCUGUAUGAAACGGGCGAAUGGUCGGCAGCAAGUUCUCCUUGCUCCGAGCUGUUUGAUGAUAUACCAUCUCCUGCAUCAAGCCUCGAGGAUUCUUGCAUAAGUGACUUCUCCAUCGAUCUCACAACUUAUCUGGAUCCAGCCGCACUAAGCACAAGCCCAGAGGACCUGUGCAAGUACCUACCCCAUCACAAUGAAGCACAUCCAGUAGAAGUAGAGUCUUCGUGUAGAUACCCACAUGUAACCAUUAAGUCAGAACCUAAAGAUGCAUACCCACAAAAACCGAUCAUGUCAUUCAACAAACCACCAGCGGUUGUUAAGGAAAGCCAGCAGAAGAAACAAUUGCCCUCUGCACAGUUGAAAGCUCCCUCAUCGCGUACUUCACGAAAGCACAGCAACAACAAGCGGAUGCCUGACAAGCACACCGAAGAGUACCGUCAGAAGCGUGAACGAAACAACAUUGCAGUCCGCAAAAGCCGCUUCAAGACUAAACAAAAGUUUGUCGACACUCUGAUGAAAGUCGAGGAGCUCACCGAGGAAAACGAUCGGCUCCGUUCCAGGGUCGAUCAUCUUACUAAGGAGCUCAGUGCUCUCCGUGGCUUGUUUUCAAACMCAUCUAUCUUCAAGGAUCAGGCAUUGGCAAGGGCUUUAUUGGCCCAAGGACUUGCAUCUUCUCUUGGUCAUUCUUCAUGAUGAUCAUGAUCACAAAAACUCACAAAAAAAAACAUGGACUGUGUCGUAUAAAAUAUAUAAAAUCGAGGAAAAAAGUUGAUUUUAGUCGCAUCUAACUUGUAACAACAAGGGUUAGUAUAUGUGUAAUAAAUCUUCUUCAAUAACUCAA
Molecule: messenger RNA, 1068 nt
Organism: Exaiptasia diaphana
Lineage: Eukaryota; Metazoa; Cnidaria; Anthozoa; Actiniaria; Aiptasiidae
Exons: 1
Coding region: 213-920 (235 amino acids)
Biological process (GO): DNA-templated transcription; regulation of transcription by RNA polymerase II
Molecular function (GO): DNA-binding transcription factor activity, RNA polymerase II-specific; RNA polymerase II cis-regulatory region sequence-specific DNA binding
Source: RefSeq, a predicted model, not a curated record